This is a messenger RNA of Salvelinus fontinalis (brook trout), 1137 nucleotides long. RefSeq names its product basic salivary proline-rich protein 1-like. The transcript has a single exon. The record is from RefSeq and is a predicted model, not a curated record. Lineage: Eukaryota; Metazoa; Chordata; Actinopteri; Salmoniformes; Salmonidae. Bases 1 to 1137 code for a protein of 378 amino acids.
AUGAUCAUCUUCUGUUCAGCACCAAGGGGUCACCAAGGGACAACCAAGGGGUUACCAAGGGACCACCAAGGGGUCACCAAGGGACCACCAAGGGGUCACCAAGGGGUCACCAAGGGACCACCAAGGGACCACCAAGGGGUCACCAAGGGACCACCAAGGGACCACCAAGGGGUCACCAAGGGACCACCAAGGGGUUACCAAGGGGUCACCAAGGGACCACCAAGGGGUCACCAAGGGACCACCAAGGGGUCACCAAGGGGUCAACAAGGGGUCACCAAGGGACCACCAAGGGACCACCAAGGGGUCACCAAGGGGUCACCAAGGGGCCACCAAGGGGUCACCAAGGUACCACCAAGGGGUCACCAAGGGACCACCAAGGGACCACCAAGGGGGUCACAAAGGGACCACCAAGGGACCACCAAGGGGUCACCAAGGGACCACCAAGGGGUCACCAAGGGACCACCAAGGGGUCACCAAGGGACCACCAAGGGUUCACCAAGGGACCACCAAGGGACCACCAAGGGGUCACUAAGGGGUCACCAAGGGACGACCAAGGGGCCACCCAAGGGGUCACCAAGGGGUCACCAAGGGACCACCAAGUGGUCACCAAGGGGUCACCAAGGGGUAACCAAGGGACCACCAAGGGACCACCAAGGGGUCACCGAGGGGUCACCAAGGGACGACCAAGGGACGACCAAGGGACCACCAAGGGGUCACCAAGGGGUCACCAAGGGACCACCAAGGUGUCACCAAGGGACCACCAAGGGGUCACCAAGUGGUAACCAAGGGAACACCAAGGGACCACCAAGGGGUCACCAAGGGACCACCAAGGGGUCACCAAGGGGUAACCAAGGGACCACCAAGGGACCACCAAGGGACCACCAAGGGGUCACCGAGGGGUCACCAAGGGACGACCAAGGGGUCACCAAGGGGUCACCAAGGGACCACCAAGGGGUCACCAAGGGGUCACCAAGGGGUCACCAAGGGACCACCAAGGGGUCACCAAGGGGUCACCAAGGGACAACCAAGGGACCACCAAGGGGUCACCAAGGGGUCACCAAGGGACAACCAAGGGACCACCAAGGGGUCACCAAGGGACCACCAAGAGGUCACCAAGGGGUGACAUUAGAUGUCUAA